Dentiscutata erythropus is the source of this 179-nucleotide messenger RNA. NCBI's taxonomy places the organism in Eukaryota, Fungi, Glomeromycota, Glomeromycetes, Diversisporales, Gigasporaceae. The record is from the annotation of a GenBank genome assembly.
AUUUAGAUAAGUUUGAAUAUUCCAAAAGUAUUUUGAAAGAAAAUGCUAAUGAUGUAGAACAAGCUAAAACUUCGAAUCCUUCAAACUUAAAAUCUCACCCUUAUUCUUCUGUAAUAGCAUCUUUCAAACCUUCUUAUUUUCCUAAUUUACCAUUGUUGGCUUCUUAUAAAAAACAUUAA